UCUCUUAGAUCGUAAAUUAGAUUUGCUGAUUGUUGUAGAGGUCUCCACAUUGCCCGUUGCUCAUAUAUAUAACUAUAAAAAUAAGCAACAUAUUUGUUGUGUUCCCGGUUUAUUUACUUCAUUAAUUAACCAGCGAAAAAUUCAAAUUUUAAAAAUGUCUGUAUCAAACCUGACCACGGCUGAAGAUUUCAAUGAAUUUCUCAAGUCUGAAGAAUUGUUGGUUAUACAUUUUUUCGCACCUUGGGCAGAGCAGUGUCAGCAAAUAAAUGAUUUAUUUGACACCUUGGCCGAAGUUGAAGAUUUCAAAGGCGCUAAGUUUGGAAAAGUUGAAGCUGAAAAUCUUCCUGACAUUGCUGUCAAAUAUAAAAUCACAGCUGUGCCAACAGUCGUGUUGAUCAGAAAUUCAAACCAAGUGGACAGAGUUGAUGGAGUAAAUCCCGCGUUGAUUGGAGAAAAAAUAAAAAAGUAUUUGUCUAGUAAAUCGUCAGCACCCACGUCAGUGGAGACCACGGAACCCGUUAGUCUGGAUGAGCGAUUGAAGAAGCUGAUAAAUAAAGCUUCUUGCAUGCUGUUCAUGAAAGGAGAUCGCGUUACCCCAAGAUGUGGGUUCUCGAGAACAAUAGUCGGGAUACUAGACUCUUUUAACGCCGACUACCAGACCUUUGAUAUCCUUCAGGACAAUGACGUGAGAGAGGGUCUGAAAAAAUUUAGCAACUGGCCGACUUACCCGCAGCUGUACAUCAAUGGGGAAUUGAUUGGAGGUCUGGACAUCGUCAAGGAAAUGAAUGAAAGUGGAGACUUAGAGAGUAUGCUUCCUAAAAAGUCAACUGAAUUAAAGAGUUGAUUUUUAAAUUACUUGGGCUUAAUUAUCGAAUGUACUUUUUGGAUUUAUUAGUCGAAUAAAUAUUCAAAAAAAUUAA
Molecule: messenger RNA, 920 nt
Organism: Microplitis mediator
Lineage: Eukaryota; Metazoa; Arthropoda; Insecta; Hymenoptera; Braconidae
Gene: Grx3
Product: glutaredoxin-3
Exons: 3
Coding region: 155-844 (229 amino acids)
Source: RefSeq, a predicted model, not a curated record